Molecule: messenger RNA, 2259 nt
Organism: Peromyscus californicus insignis
Lineage: Eukaryota; Metazoa; Chordata; Mammalia; Rodentia; Cricetidae
Product: cyclin-D-binding Myb-like transcription factor 1
Biological process (GO): regulation of transcription by RNA polymerase II
Cellular component (GO): nucleus
Molecular function (GO): DNA-binding transcription factor activity, RNA polymerase II-specific; RNA polymerase II cis-regulatory region sequence-specific DNA binding
Source: RefSeq, a predicted model, not a curated record
AUGAGUACAUUUGAAGAGGCUUCUGAGCCAGUAACAGCUGAAAUUGUGAGCUUUGUUUUACUUACUGAGGAUACAGACAGGAACCUCAUUCUUUGCAUUCAGAAUGAGGCUAGUGAAAUGGAAAACCCUACUGAACCUCAGAAUAAGAGGCCUUGUUUGUCCACAGAGGAUGGUUCAACUCCUUACAUGCCAGCUGUUGCAUUCCCACUACCAGAAACGGAGCAGAGCUUUGAUUUGGUCACAACUACAGUCACAGAGGUGGCGGGUGAAGAGAUUACUGAGGGAACUAUGAUGCAGUUCCAGAUUUUACAGGAUGACAAACCAGAUGAAGCAUUCCCCUUGGCUAGUGCACAAGAGUCAGUCGUUAGCCAAGCAUGGUUAAGAGGCAGAGAAGAUAAAGACAAGCUAACCAGACAAGGACAUAAAUGGAAGCAGGGGAUGUGGUCCAAGGAAGAAACAGAUAUUUUGAUGAACAACAUUGAAUGUUAUAUGAAAGAACAUGGAAUAGAGAAUGCUGCAGAAAUCAUUUUUAAGAUGUCAAAAGGUAAAAGAAAAGAUUUCUACAGAACUAUAUCUUUGGGUCUGAAUCGGCCUUUGUUUUCAGUUUAUAGGAGAGUGGUCCGAAUGUAUGAUGACAGAAACCAUAUGGGAAAGUACACCCCUGCAGAAAUUCAGAAGCUCAAGGAGCUCUGGCAACAGCAUGGCAAUGACUGGAUAACAAUAGGUGCCGCCAUGGGAAGAAGUCCGUCUUCUGUCAAAGACCGGUGCCGCCUGUUGAAGGACACUUGUAACACGGGGAAAUGGACCGAAGAAGAAGAACGGAUUCUCGGAGAUGUGGUUCACGAAUUGACACGCACUGAGGUGGAUGAGAAGGUCACACAUGGUGUGUGUUGGGCAACAGUGGCUCAAAGAGUAGGUACUCGCUCAGCAAAGCAGUGUCGUGCUAAAUGGCUCAACUACCUGAACUGGAAACAGACUGGAGGGAUUGAGUGGACCAGGAAAGAUGAAGUCACUCUCAUCCACAUGCUAGCAGAGCUUGAUGUAGCUGAUGAAAACGAAAUUCACUGGGAUGACUUAGCUAAAGGAUGGAAAAGUGUUCGUUCACCACAAUGGCUGCGUAGUAAAUGGUGGACCAUCAAAAGGCAAAUUACAAACCAUAAGGACUUUGCAUUCCCAGUCCUAGUGAAAUGUCUUCAACAAGUAUAUGAGAGCCAAAGUGCCAGUCUCAUGUUUGGGGAGAAUAAAUCAGAAUCUGAAUUGUCAGAUUGUAACCCUGAUAACAGUGUUCAACAAGUCCCCCUCAGAGUCACAGGUGUAGAAGAUAAUAGUACAUCCAUCUAUCCAGACCCUGUGACAGGAUUGCAAAUUACACUCCAGAUUGUCCCUGUCAGCUCAACAGAUUACCCUGUGGCUAUUGUUAACUCUGAAACAAUAACCCUGCUCAGUGGACCACAAUAGAUAUUUGAUAUUCUUCCUUAUUUCCAUUUAUAUUCCAUUCCCUCACCUUGUACCGACUUCCUUCAAACAAGCUCAACUCAAGGACUUCCCUUAACUCUGACAACUAGUCCCACAGUAAGCCUGAUGGCUGCUGCACCUGCUUCUCCUAUUAUCACAUUUUGUCUUUUAUCCCCAGAACAUCUACUGAGCACUCCAAUAAGACAUGUGGAGUGUCAUACAUCAAGAAUCAUCACUGAAACUGUUGCAGAAAAUAAUAUUGUUCUUUCCACUUCCCAAGCAGAAUUGGCAGUCAAUAGUGACAUCUAUUGUUCUGAUUUUCAUGAUCUUGCAAGUUCAUUCAAAGCAAACAAAUUUCCUGAGAAAACUUCAGCUAAGAUAGUUCUUCAGCCAUCAUUUAAUUAUGCACUUGUUUCUCAAUUCAGAGAACCAAACAGCACAGAGCUAAUGAACUGUGCUAUGAUUACAGCAGAAGAAAAUUUCUGUGACACCAAGCAUAAGAAUAAGAAAUUCACUCUGAUUUAUCCAGUGCUUGAGUUACUGAGGAUUGAGUCACUCACCAUAGUAGAGCAAGAGCAUUACACAAGUGAUAACAAAACUACGCUUUGUGCCCCUUCACUACCUGGUUUUAUCAAGGCAUGGGAUUUUACAAGUACUCAACCUGUCUUGCCUUUCACAACACUGAUAGGUCUUAUAAUCCCAAAACAGCAAGGAUCAAAUACCAUUGUAUUCUUUUUGGAAAGCCCCAUUUCUAUAGACUUCAAGGAUAUUGGACUUGCUAAAACAUUACCAGCCUAUCCUUAA